This is a messenger RNA of Bactrocera latifrons, 801 nucleotides long. RefSeq names its product ADP-ribosylation factor 2 (gene Arf102F). Gene Ontology annotation, biological process: intracellular protein transport; vesicle-mediated transport. The transcript is spliced from 4 exons. Lineage: Eukaryota; Metazoa; Arthropoda; Insecta; Diptera; Tephritidae. Gene Ontology annotation, molecular function: GTP binding; GTPase activity. The record is from RefSeq and is a predicted model, not a curated record. The coding region runs from base 204 to 746 and encodes 180 amino acids. Gene Ontology annotation, cellular component: cytoplasm; plasma membrane.
CAUUCUUUAGCUGCCAUAUUGGAAUUCUUAUGGGAGAACAUUACUAUUACUACACGUCGAUAAAUUAAGAAUUGAGAGUAUCUCAUUUAAAUCCUAGUAAAAUUAAUUGACUGAAACCCAAAAGUAUUAUAAUAAUACAAUUACCGUGUUGAAAGUUAACUCCAACUUAGAAAAAUAUAUCAAUCUGCAAAAGUUCUGCCACAAUGGGUUUAACAAUUUCUAGUUUGCUGACACGUCUUUUUGGAAAGAAGCAAAUGCGUAUUUUGAUGGUUGGUUUAGAUGCUGCUGGUAAAACCACCAUUCUAUAUAAAUUAAAACUCGGGGAGAUUGUCACGACCAUUCCAACUAUUGGUUUCAAUGUUGAGACCGUGGAAUAUAAAAAUAUAUGUUUCACGGUGUGGGACGUCGGUGGUCAAGACAAAAUCAGACCACUUUGGCGCCAUUACUUCCAAAACACACAAGGUCUAAUAUUUGUGGUGGACUCAAAUGAUCGCGACCGAAUAAAUGAAGCUGAAAAAGAACUACAGAAUAUGUUGCAAGAAGAUGAACUUCGUGAUGCUGUAUUGCUUGUAUUCGCUAAUAAACAGGAUUUACCAAAUGCUAUGAGUGCUGCUGAAUUGACCGACAAAUUGAGACUUAAUCAACUUCGAAAUCGUCAUUGGUAUAUUCAAGCAGCGUGUGCUACUCAGGGCAAUGGGCUCUAUGAAGGUCUUGACUGGUUAUCUGCGGAAUUAGCUAAAAAAUGAUAAACAAGUGUCCUAAGAUGUUUUUUAUUUAUUAAAUAUUACGUGAUUUCAACUU